ACCUCCCCCAGACCCUGCGUAAAGCGGGAGCCUUGUGCACUGGGUACGACCUUAUGGACAUCUGCUAGCAGAAAUUAGGGUUUUCUGUUUAGGGAUAAAGGGACAAGGCUAGUAACAACAAUGAAUAAACUAGGGCAUAUGUUUAUGCUGCAUUUUCUUUCGAAAGAGUUAGUGUGUGUGCGCGCGAAGUGGUGGAUUGCCCCAUGGCAUAGGGUCUUCCUCUUUAACCCACUGCGUCCCAGGUUAAGACCCUAUCCCCUCCCCUCGUCUAGCUUAGAGUAGUAAUAUCGUUUGUAAUCAAGUGGGUGUUAAUAAUUGUUGAAAGCCACUUGUUUAUUAAGAAAAAAGUUAGUUUCAUUCACUACAAAAAUCAUAUAAUAACAUAUCGGAAGUUAAGUUCCAAGGAGAUCAGAACUAUCACUGUGUCCUAUACAACUAUGGUUGAAGGUUGUUAUGCUACGAAGAGGAAAAAGAGUGCUUCAUAUGAUUCGAAAAGGCAGGGUGCACAAAAAAGAAUGCUUAAGGACCCAAUAAGGACCUCUAUGUUCUCCGAAUAUUAAUUGUGUUUGUCUCUACCUUCUUGAUGGUGAUUAACAAGAAGAGAGCUAUUGAAGGAUGGAUCAUAUUGAUCACUGGAAUACAUGAGGAGGUACAGGAAGAUGAUCUUUUUAAUGUAUUUGGCGACUAUGGAGCAAUCAAGGAUUUGCAUCUGAAUCUUGACCGUCGCACUGGAUUUGUUAAGGGUUAUGUGCUGAUUGAAUAUGAGAAGUUUGAAGAAGCUAAGGCAGCAAUAUCGGGAAUGAAUGGUGCCAAACUUUUUGGUCAAACCAUAUCUGGUGAUUGGGCCUUCAGUACUGGUUCCUUCGGAGGCAAUUUAAGGUCACCGGAAUCAAACCGUUCUCGAAGUCCAAGGAGGAGAUACUGAUAUGUUCUAAUGACAUUGGUAACUAAUUGGCAAGUGUCGAUCACUAAUUCUGCGGUACUGUAAGUUGUCUCGAAAGAUUAGGCUAGAACGGAAGUUGCAACACCUGAAUUUACUACGUAUGGAACUAUUGAGAUGGUAUGUAACUAAACAUCCCUAGUUGUACUUGGUUUCUUUGAGAGCCAGUUCUAACUGGGUAUUAAGUUGAUCCAAAUAUAAUGCUGCUGUUAGGGUAAAAAUGUUGUUUCCUUUGCAAUUUGGUUUAGCAGAUGUAGAAGUGAAUGGUAAGCUAGAGUUUAUUUCUACCAGUUGGAUGUACUUGAGGUUCAAGAAACCGCCGACUGUUCAUGUUUUCAGUUCAUGGUAUACGAACAAAUAAA
Malus domestica (apple) is the source of this 1302-nucleotide messenger RNA. NCBI's taxonomy places the organism in Eukaryota, Viridiplantae, Streptophyta, Magnoliopsida, Rosales, Rosaceae. The record is from RefSeq and is a predicted model, not a curated record.